This is a messenger RNA of Rhagoletis zephyria (snowberry fruit fly), 2164 nucleotides long. RefSeq names its product poly(U)-specific endoribonuclease homolog. The record is from RefSeq and is a predicted model, not a curated record. Gene Ontology annotation, molecular function: RNA endonuclease activity. Lineage: Eukaryota; Metazoa; Arthropoda; Insecta; Diptera; Tephritidae.
UGUACACACAUACAUAUGCUCAUCAUCUUUCUUUUACUAAAAAAAAAUUAUUUUCCAGCCAGCUACAAAACUGAGAUCGAGAUAACCCCUGCGCCGCCAGAAGAGCAGACAACAAAAAAGUCCGGUUGGUUUAGUCGCCUGUUUGGCAGUGGCGGCGAUAAGACAUCGACCACCACCACACCUCUGCCGCCCAGAAAUGUGCCACCACCUACACAAACGAUCAGCGCACAACCACAACCGCAGCCAAAUACACCGCGCGUACAACCAAACGCCGCUGGCGCACAACGACCGCCACCGUUGGCAAUUAACCCACAAGCGCCGCUGAUGCCACUCGGCCCACGUCCUGACACACCGCCAUCAUCACCAUUGGCAGGCAAUGCACAGCAGCCACCUCGGUGGCCACAACCCACACAACAAUCUGGAGCGCAAGUGCCCACCACACCUGUAGCCGUACGGCCACAAGCCGGUGGUGCACAGCAACAGACACAAACACAACAGCAACGCCCACAGGUUGGACCUACUGCGUCCCACUUUGGCAACGUCAACGCAUUUGGCGCUGGUAGUAAUACGAAUACUUUUGGCCGCCCAGGUGCGGCGCAACCAAAUUUACCACCCGGUUUUGCACCUUAUCAGCCACCAAAGGCGCAACCGUCUGGGCUGGAUCUAAGUUAUGGUGGUGGCGCGCGUCCGCAGGGUGGUAAUGCUGGUCGCCCGGGCUUCGGUUUGGCACCUUUGACCAGCACGACUACUACAACUAGCACCAGCACUACGACGACGCCCAAGCCAGGUACACCUGGUAGUUCAUUGGGUCUGGAUGUGCGUAAUGGUUUCAGCGGCAGCGGUGCAUCAUCGACAACACACAGACCUGCUACGCCGAAAGACGACUUUCCACCUCUGCCACCGCCACGUCGCCCAUCAGGUGGGGCUAAAGAAGACUUCCCUCCAUUGCCUACACCACGUACACCAGGUAGCCCCACGCCAGCUUCGCCCCUUCGUCCAAGUUCACCAGGUGGCGCUGCACAGCCAGCACCGCCUUUCGCUUGGGGCUCGCCAACACCAGCAGCACCAUCACGACCAGGUAGCAGCAGCAUUUCACCCGGCGCUCCAACACCGACAAGUCCGACGAAACCAAGCGCACCUGCCGGAGGUCCAACUGGUGUUUCGUUUGUUCCACACGUACCUGGUCCAUCAACCACUGCAAGACCCGGUUCAGCCAAUGGUAAUGCGGCUACUGGAAGUUCACUCGCAAGCGAUGAUGAAAUACGCGCACUCACUGAGCAGCUUUAUGCCAAAGAGCAGAGUCUGUUGAACUACGUGAACGUAAAUCCACAGGGCAAGACGAGGUCUAUUGAUAGCACAGACGAGGCGCCGAAACCCCUCUUUGAGGUCGAACCGCGCGCCUUUGAAACCCCUACAGUCGCCAAGAUGCGCGCACUUUUCGAUAACUACGAGGAGGAUACUCUAGCCAAUGAGCACGUGACAGUCAACGAACGGCGUGAAGAGAACGAAUUUGUCGAUGCAGUAAUGGGUACACAGGUUAUGCGACAGGCUAUGCUUUUCCUGCAGAACAAAGGCAUUGUCACACCUGAUCCGAAGACGCAUCGCGAUCUCGUGAAAGAACUCUGGUUCACACAAUAUUCACGCGGCCAAGGACGUAUCGGCAGUUCCGGCUUUGAGCAUGUUUUCGUGCACGAGGUAAAGAAUGGCACGCUAAUUGGUCUACAUAAUUGGGUGUACUUUGCGGACGAAGAGAAGGCCGGUCGAUUGGACUACAAAGGCUAUCUGAAUCAAGUCGAUUUGGGAAAUAAAGGCAAAGUUUUGAAAGUACGCUUCACCCACAAUGGCGUCACUAAGCCAGUGAAUGGCGUCUUUGCUGGCACUUCGCCGGAAUUAGAAUUGGCUUUGUAUACCGUUUGCUUCCAGCUGCGUCCUGAUCGUUCUUGUCCAGUUUCCUUGGGCAAUCAACGUCUUGGUAUUGUCACCUACACUUGGCGUUAUCGUGGCAAGCAUCUGAUAGGCAGCGCUUUCCCUGAAAUAUAAAUGGAGGAGCGAAAAGAAAAUGAGAUUUAUUUCAAUUUCCUUUUGUUAGGAAUCGAGAGAGAUUUUAGUUUAAUUAAGUAGAAGAAGUAAACCAAAUAAAUUUGAUUUUUUCUUAAAAUUAAAU